AUGCCGUUCAGCCUCAAGAAUGUCAGUGCUACUUACAUGAGGGCCACGACGACCCUCUUUCACAACAUGAUCCACAAGGAAAUCGAGAGGUACAGUUUGAAGUUGAAUCCCGCAAAAUAUGCAUUCAGAGUCCCCGCCGGAAAGUUAUUGGGCUUCGUCGUCAGCAGGAAAGGGAUAGAAUUGGAUGCUUCAAAGAUCAAAGCCAUUCAAGACCUACCGCCGCCUAAAAGCAAGAAGGACGUGAUGAGUUUCCUUGGCAUAUUAAACUAUAUAAGUAGAUUCAUAGCCCAGUCUACGGUAAUCUGCGAACCCAUUUUCAAGUUGUUAAAAAAGGAUGCUGCUACGAAAUGGACAGAAGAGUGUCAGAAAGCUUUCAGCAAGAUCAAGGAGUAUUUGUCAAACCCUGGAAGCCACUGUUACUAUACAUGUCUGUUGUGGACAACACAUUUAGAUGCGUGUUGGGAAAACACGAAGGCAAUCAAGGGACAAGAAUUAGCUGACCAUCUUGAAGAAAACCCAGUGGACAUGGACUAUGAGUCACUCACUACAUACUUUCCUGAUGAAGAAGUGUUGUUCACCGAGGAAGAUAUCGGAGAGUCAUACCCAGGAUGGAGAAUGUUUUUUGAUGGAGCCGCAAACUUCAAAGGAGUAGGGAUCGGGGCACUCCUGAUCUCUGAGUUAGGAAAUCAUUACGCAGUUUUAGCUAAGAUAAGGUUCCCUUGCACUAAUGAUAUGGCUGAGUAUGAAGCAUGCAUCCUCGGGAUUAGGAUGGCGGUUGACAUGAAUAUUAAGGAGCUUCUAGUCAUAGGAGAUUCUGAUCUACUGAUACAUCGAGUCCAAGAUGAAGAGCUAGACGGUGAGCCGUGGUGCUACAACGUCAAAAGGUUCCUUGAAACAAGAGUUCAUCCAGAGAACGCCACCAACGGUCAGAAACGAGCACUCAGAAGGCUAGCGAAUCACUUUUUCCUUAACGGGGAAGUCCUAUACAGGAGGACCCCAAAUUUGGGUCUGUUAAGAUGUGUAGAUGAUGUUGAGGCAACCAGAUUGUUAGAAGAAAUACACGCAGGAACAUGUGGACAUCACAUGAAUGGUUUCACCUUGGCCAAGAAGAAUUUAUGA
This is a messenger RNA of Nicotiana tabacum (common tobacco), 1119 nucleotides long. Lineage: Eukaryota; Viridiplantae; Streptophyta; Magnoliopsida; Solanales; Solanaceae. The record is from RefSeq and is a predicted model, not a curated record.